AUGACAGACAGUGACGAGGACAACCCCAGGAAAGGCAACGAUGCUCUCAUCCGCGCAGUCAAAGCAGGAAAAGUCCGAGUCGUGACGUCACUUCUGGAGUCGAAGAUCGAUGUGGAUGCACAGGAUGAUUCGGGCCAAACUGCCCUCAUGAUGGCUGUGGAAGUGGGUAAGGAGGAUCUGCGGACUCACAUGGUCAGGUGCCUUUUGAAGAAAAAGGCAAAUGUCUCUUUGCAGGAUGACCACGGCAUGACGGUGCUGAUGCACGCAUGCGCGAAACUGGGACGUGAUGACGUGGUGCGUCAGAUUGUCCGGAAUCAUCGUUGUGAUCCGAAUACCAAGGAUGAUGAGGGAAAUAAUGCCCUGAUACACGCCGUUUAUAGUGGUAACGCGCCUGCCAUCAGAAUAAUCGUGAAUUCCUCUUUCACCAAGUCAAAGCUAAACGUUGACCUUUGGAAUGGAAGCGGCAUGACCGCCUUGUUCUUAGCAUUUAAACUACAACAGAGCGAGUGUUGUCGGGUGUUGGUCAAUGAGGGCAGGGCAGAUACUGGGUCGAUUUUGGACAAACAGGGACUUUAUAGGAUACUCAACGGAGAAUCGUUCAUCAGUCCCCAACUUCACCGACGGAGUAUUAGCGAAAAUCGGGCGGCGCCAAUGAAACACCCGAAACCACAGCCAAUCGUCCACCCAAUGCGGUUCCCUGAUAUAAACAUUAGACCCUCCUGUCAAGAUGAUUCACAUCCCGCCAUACCCACGCAAAAGAAGAAAAAGAAACGCAAACAUAAGAAAAAGAGACAGCGCCGCGGCGACAACCUAGACGCAGACGACGAGCAGGAAGAUGUACUGCAAGGCCCGCCAAAAACACUCACACCGAUUGCGACUCGAAAGCAGGUUUUACCGCCGACUAUUACCAGCAACAGGAGGGAACCAGCAAUGAGGAAGGCUCCCAGCGUCGCGAUGAAGCAUUACAACACGCCUAGGCGUAGUAACGAUACGCCGGACUACGCCUCGGACUUCGAAACGGACUCCGUGACGGGUUCAAACCAACUUAGAUCGCAUCCGGUCCUCGGGCCUAUUGGUGCAACUCGGCGGGCAGACGAAGACAGUUCGCGCCCAAAUGCACUCCUCCCGUCUAUUCCGCUUGGGAGGAGUAGCCUUGUCGCCAGCAGUAUUCAGGAAGACGACAGAGCAACAACCGUGUGACGAAAACGUUCUUCGAAUAUACUGUCAAUACUGCAGAUGCGUAAGUCCCUUGUUGGCAGCCAACGCAGGGGAAGUGCCAACUUGCGACGACUCCGGACCGAGUUUACAGUAAACUCAGUGACUGAGUUCGAAUACGCUUAUUGAAGAACCAGAGCGGGAUGAAGCUUUGUGUUUAGCGAAAACAGUAAGUUCAUCACUCUACCGUGUUAGGAGUUUGGUUUUUGGUCACACUUCUAUGGAUGUGUAUGUUCGAAGGAAUGUAACGUCCUUGUCCUCCAAAGCGAUCCAUUUGAUGUUCUUGAGAUCUAGUUCUCUUAGGAGGAUAACACCCCUUGGCCACUGCUGGAGGAGUAUGCGUAUAGAGUAGCACCUGCCCUGUGGAGGACCUUUACAUCUCCAAGGACCACUUUGAGUAGCAUCUCGUGUCCAGUACUGGACAACUGUGACACCUCUAUUGACAACUUUGGAGGAACAUAACUUGUCCCGUGCUAAACACCCGCAAGGACCCCUUUUGGAGUAACAUCACUUAUCUUGUACUGGAGGAAUAUGCGUCUAGAGGAGCAUUUGUUCUGUGGAGGUCUUUAACGUCUCCAAUGACCACUCGGAGUUACAUCAAUUGCUCUGUAGUGGAAGAUCGUGAAACCCUCAAGGACCCCUUUUGGGGUAACAUCACUUAUCUUGUGCUGGAGGAGUAUCACUUGUUCUGUACUGGAAGAUCGUGACACCCACAAGGACCACUGGGAGCGACAUCACUUGUUCUGUACUGGAAGAUCGAGACACCCACAAGGUCCACUUGGAGAAACAGCAUUUGUGCCGUAUAUUGGAGGACUGUUGCAUCUCCAGAUAAAAUCGGAAUAACAUCACUUGUCCUGUACUAGAGGACUUUGGCAUGGACGAAUUCAGUGUCACAUUUGUAACAGGCGACGGGACAAUGCCCGUCCACUGCCUCCGGAGUGUAGAACUAGUAGGCUGUAAUAUCUCUAAGGGACAGCUAUUGUCCUGUUCUGGGAGAAGACAAAUGGGAGAGAAUUUGAGGGACCAGCAAUUGUCCUGUUCUGGGAGAAGACAAAUGGGAGAGAAUUGGAGGGAACAGCAAUUGUCCUGUUCUGGGAGAAGACAAAUGGGAGAGAAUUGGAGGGAACAGCAACUGUCCUGUUCUGGGAGAAGACAAAUGGGAGAGAAUUGGAGGGAACAGCAAUUGUCCUGUUCUGGGAGAAGACAAAUGGGAGAGAAUUGGAGGGAACAGCAAUUGUCCUGUUCUGGGAGAAGACAAAUGGGAGAGAAUUUGAGGGAACAGCUAUUGUCCUGUUCUGGGAGAAGACAAAUGGGAGAGAAUUUGAGGGAACAGCUAUUGUCCUGUACUGGGACAAGACGAGUGGGAGAGAGCUUGAUAGGGAACAGCUUCUGCCAGGACUAGCUUUCCACAAUUUUACCCUAUCAGUUGUUUGAUAUAUGUUAAGGGAGGAUGCAUGUAAUGUAUAAUCAGUGUGAUCACCCUGUACAAUAUACAUGUACAAUCAGUCUGAAUGACAAUCAUUUUGAUGGCAACCAUGGUUACCAAUGCUUUGUUCAGAACCAAUGGUACAGUAGUACCUCUCUAUUGAGGACAC
This is a messenger RNA of Lineus longissimus, 2810 nucleotides long. RefSeq names its product ankycorbin-like. The transcript has a single exon. The coding region runs from base 1 to 1200 and encodes 399 amino acids. Gene Ontology annotation, molecular function: protein binding. NCBI's taxonomy places the organism in Eukaryota, Metazoa, Nemertea, Pilidiophora, Heteronemertea, Lineidae. The record is from RefSeq and is a predicted model, not a curated record.